AUGAGUGGACGCGGCAAAGGAGGCAAAGGACUCGGGAAAGGAGGCGCCAAGCGCCACCGGAAGGUUCUCCGUGAUAACAUCCAGGGCAUCACCAAGCCUGCGAUUCGCCGUCUGGCUCGCCGCGGCGGAGUGAAGCGUAUCUCCGGUCUGAUCUACGAGGAGACCCGCGGGGUGCUCAAGGUCUUCUUGGAGAACGUGAUCCGGGACGCCGUCACGUACACCGAGCACGCCAAGAGGAAGACUGUGACCGCCAUGGACGUGGUGUACGCUCUGAAGAGGCAGGGAAAGACAUUAUAUUUGUGGCUCCGGAUUGGCUGA
Pseudoliparis swirei is the source of this 318-nucleotide messenger RNA. RefSeq names its product histone H4-like. Gene Ontology annotation, molecular function: protein heterodimerization activity; structural constituent of chromatin; DNA binding. NCBI's taxonomy places the organism in Eukaryota, Metazoa, Chordata, Actinopteri, Perciformes, Liparidae. The record is from RefSeq and is a predicted model, not a curated record. The transcript is spliced from 3 exons. Bases 1 to 318 code for a protein of 105 amino acids. Gene Ontology annotation, cellular component: nucleosome. Gene Ontology annotation, biological process: nucleosome assembly.